Messenger RNA from Penicillium paradoxum, 3315 nucleotides. RefSeq names its product 3'-5' DNA helicase (gene mph1). Gene Ontology annotation, biological process: replication fork reversal; double-strand break repair via synthesis-dependent strand annealing; interstrand cross-link repair. Bases 1 to 3315 code for a protein of 1104 amino acids. The transcript has a single exon. Gene Ontology annotation, molecular function: ATP binding; four-way junction DNA binding; four-way junction helicase activity. The record is from RefSeq and is a predicted model, not a curated record. Lineage: Eukaryota; Fungi; Ascomycota; Eurotiomycetes; Eurotiales; Aspergillaceae.
AUGUCGACUGAUUCCGAGUCGGAUUACUUUGAUGAUGACGACUUCGUAGUUCCAGGAACCCCCGAUGGACCCUCCCGCCCCGCAAAACGCCGUCGCAUCGAACAUCAGCGCGGGGAAGGGCGCGGAGAUCGCGAUGACGGGUCUUCGAUCGACUCAUUCUCUGAUAUGGAGGAUGAUGAAUUGCCAUCCCGGCGUCGAGAAUCACCUUCGGCUUUUGAAGAUUACCAGGAUCGCCCCAAAAACAAAAGCUAUGUGCUGAAACAUGCCACUGUUCAAAAUGACAUGUUCGUCACGCAACUCACCCAACCCUCCUCAAGCCCGGAACGAAUACGGGGCCCACGAUGGCAGAAGCCUGCCGUGAAACCUCCUCCGCCAAGAUUUGCAGCCGAAGCACAAGGUGGUGGGCAGGAAAGGGAUAUUCCCGACGAUGACGAGCUGAUGGCCGCUAUCGCAGCGUCCUUGGAUUCAUUCGAGGAGGAGAAAACAACCAGAGCAGCUUUUCAAGGACCGGGGCUGUCAAACAAUACUGCUCCGCAAAGGCUUGCCCCACCACAGAAGGCAAACACCCAUGGUCCGGUGGAUGUCGCUUUUGAGCUGGAGGACAUACCUGAAGGAGCAUUUGAUUCUUCACCAUUAUUGUCACCGGUAGCACAGCCAGUUCAGCCUGCAAUAUCGCGAAUUAAUCAACCUGCUGGUCCUAUUAGACAACCGCAUUUACGACAGAGCACCUUAUUCGGCAUGAUUGCUGAAAACCCCGAAGCUUCGGCACCGCGUGAGCAAGACUGGGGCCCUCCCCAGAAGAACGAACCACCAACCCAGCACAAACUUGUGAAAGAUGCAUUGAAUACCUGGGUAUACCCCACAAAUUUAGGGAAAACCCGUGAUUACCAGUUCAAUAUAACUCAGGCAGGCCUAUUUCACAAUUUACUUGUGGCCUUGCCGACGGGUCUGGGAAAGACAUUCAUAGCAGCUACAAUCAUGCUCAACUGGUUUCGCUGGACGAAAGACUCGCAGAUCAUUUUUGUAGCACCAACAAAACCCUUGGUCUCGCAGCAGGUAUCAGCUUGUUUGGAUAUUGCCGGAAUACCACGCUCGCAGUCGACCAUGCUGACAGGAGGAGCAUCACCGGGUAUUCGCGCCGAAGAAUGGAAAGCAAAGCGGGUGUUUUUCAUGACCCCUCAAACAUUGAUCAACGAUUUGAAGACCGGAAUCGCCGAUCCCAAGCGAGUCGUAUUGUUGGUUGUUGACGAAGCUCAUCGCGCGACGGGUGCAUAUGCCUACGUGGAGGUGGUCAAAUUUCUUCGACGCUUCAACAAGAGCUUUCGUGUGCUCGCGCUGACAGCAACCCCGGGCUCGACUGUUGAAUCGGUCCAAGCGGUCAUCGAUGGCCUGGACAUAGCACGAGUCGAAAUCCGUACGGAGAAUUCGAUUGACAUUCGUGACUAUGUUCACGCUCGCAAUAUCGAAAUCGAAAUAUUUGAGAACUCAGAUGAGAUGGUCUUCUGCAUGGACCUCAUGUCUGCAGCCCUGCAGCCCAUGCUCGACCAACUUCGGACCCUCAAUGCAUACUGGGGACGUGACCCAAUGGGUCUGACUGCGUAUGGGCUUACUGUGGCGAGGCAACAAUGGAUGCAGUCGGAAGUUGGUCGAAAUGCCAAUAUGGGGCUGAAGGGCAAAAUCAACGCUAUUUUCACUGUUCUUGCUAGCUUGGCCCAUGCCAUCGAUCUGCUCAAGUACCAUGGUAUUGUACCAUUCUAUCGCCAUGUCGCUCAUUUCAAAUCCAGCACCGAAGGACAGAAAGGCGGAGGCGGCAAGUACCAAAAGCAAAUUUUGCAGGAUGAGAAUUUCAAGAAACUGCUCAGUCACCUUGAACCAUGGAGCAAAAACCCGGAGUUCAUUGGCCAUCCAAAAUUGGAAUAUCUGAAGUCGGUGAUCUUGAAUCAUUUCAUGGACCGAGGCGAAGGAAAAGAGACGCCCGACGGCACUAGUCAACCCGCGACUCGCGUCAUGAUCUUCGUACAUUUCCGCGACAGUGCGGAAGAGGUCACAAGAGUGCUCAAAAGAUAUGGACCGAUGAUCCGGCCUCAUGUGUUUGUGGGUCAAUCAAGUGCGAAAGGCUCCGAAGGCAUGGACCAGAAGACACAGCUCAGGAUCAUUGAAGAUUUCAAGAAAGGCACAUACAACACCAUCGUGGCCACCUCGAUUGGCGAGGAAGGAUUGGAUAUUGGAGAAGUCGAUCUCAUUGUGUGCUACGACUCGUCGGCAUCGCCCAUCCGCAUGUUGCAGCGCAUGGGUCGAACCGGUCGUAAACGAGCCGGUAAUAUCACCUUGCUAUUAAUGAAAGGCAAAGAAGAAGACUCCUACAUCAAGGCCAAAGACAACUAUGAAAAAAUGCAACAAAUGAUCGCCAGUGGCUCCCGAUUCACAUUUCACGACGACCGUUCUGCUCGCAUCCUGCCCGCGGGCAUCCGCCCAGUACCCGAUAAACGACAAAUCGAGAUCCCCCCAGAGAACUCGCAACAAGAACUACCCGAGCCUAAGCGCAAAGGACGAGCACCGAAGCGACCCCCAAAGGUCUUUCAUAUGCCGGAUAAUGUGGAGACAGGAUUCACUCGAGCCUCAACCAUGGCUGGCGACAAAGUCCCAAAGAAAAAAGCCACUACCAAAAAGGCAGCUACCCCCAAAAAGAGACCCCGGACACCUACACCCGAGCCUGUGGACGUUCCGCUUCUGGAAGAUGUCUUUCUCAGCACGAGCGAGCAACAGGAGCUCGAACACCAUUACCAAAACGUCGGAGCCACAUCUCCGCAAUUCAUUCGAUUCCCUCGCAUCGAUGCCUUUCCGCGUUUGCAGCUGGUUGAAAGACCCACAAAGAACGUCAAGCACGGAUUGCUCACGCAGCGCAUGGUAAAAGCUUUGCGGAAGAUGGAUGAGGCUGGCCCUGACUGCGAUCGCCGAUUCAAAGAGAUCUUGGCCCGCGAACCCCUGUCGUUCGACGAGUCGAAUGAAAUGACUGAGAGUGCUACCGCAAAGAAGCCUCGGCGUAAGCAGAAAUCUUUGGAAACUCCACCUAGACCUCCUGUUCGACGAGGUCCUACAAAAGCCUCAAAUCCUGCUGGCAGGGAGGUCUUCUCUCUAGUGUCUCCAGACGGCAAGCCCGAGCAAAGCAAUGAUCCAUUUGAUUUUUUGGACGAUGACUUUGGUGAUGAUGGGUCUGACUUUGAAUUGAUGGAUGCUAGUCUUCUCUUCAGUAGUGGGUCAAAACCUAAAGCUCAGAAGCAGGGCAAAGCAAUCAAUGAAGAUAGUGAUGAGUGA